AUGGAGCCAGCGGAUCUGGGAAUACUGCGAGGAGGGAGCUUACGAGCUAGUCUAGGAGGGAGCAUGAGAGGGAGCUUAAGAGCAAACAGCAACUCAAUAUGGAGGAGCACUGGGGCAGAAGUUUUCUCCAGAUCCUCUCGCGAUGAGGACGACGAGGAGGCCCUGAAAUGGGCGGCGCUGGAGAAACUCCCCACCUUUGAUCGGCUCCGGAAGGGCUUGAUCUUCGGCCCCGACGGACCCGCCGCCGAAAUCGACAUUAACAACCUCGGAUACCAGGAGAGAAUGGCCUUGCUCGAUAGGCUCGUCAAGGUUGCUGAUGAAGAUAACGAGAAGUUCUUGAGUAAACUCAAGAACAGAAUUGAUCGAGUUGGGAUUGAUAUGCCAACCAUUGAAGUGAGAUACGAGCAUCUAAAUAUAGAGGCAACAGCCUACGUAGGCAGCAGAGCUUUGCCCACGUUUAUCAACGCUUUUACUAAUAUCUUUGAGGAUUUGCUCACUUCCCUUCACAUAACCAAAAGCAAGGCAAGGAAACUCACUAUUCUCAACGACGUGAGUGGAAUCGUCAAACCAUGCAGAAUGACACUGCUCUUGGGACCACCCGGGUCGGGGAAGACGACCCUUCUACUAGCCAUGGCCGGAAAACUUGAUAAAGACCUGAAGGUGAGCGGGAGCGUGACGUACAACGGGCACAAGAUGAACGAGUUUGUGCCGCAAAGAACAGCUUCAUACAUCAGUCAACAUGAUCUUCACAUCGGAGAAAUGACCGUCCGAGAAACCUUGGAGUUCUCUGCUAGGUGCCAGGGCGUCGGAUCCCGUUAUGAAAUGUUGGCGGAGCUGUCACGCCGAGAAAAGGCUGCUAACAUUAAGCCAGAUCCAGAUCUUGAUGUCUUCAUGAAGGCCGCAGCUACAGAAGGGCAAGAAGCAAAUGUGGUCACUGAUUAUAUUCUCAAGAUUUUGGGACUGGACAUAUGUGCAGAUACAAUGGUGGGAGAUCAAAUGCUGAGGGGUAUAUCCGGUGGUCAGAAAAAGCGUGUGACCACCGGCGAAAUGAUCGUGGGGCCGGCAAAGGCACUUUUCAUGGACGAAAUCUCCACCGGACUGGACAGUUCCACCACAUAUUCCAUCGUCAACUCACUCCGGCAAUACGUCCACAUUCUCAAGGGAACCGCCGUCAUUUCCCUCCUCCAACCCGCCCCUGAAACCUACAACCUCUUCGACGACAUCAUCCUUUUAUCAGACGGCUACGUCGUCUACAACGGCCCCCGUGAACUCGUCGUCGACUUCUUCGAAUCCAUGGGGUUCAGGUGCCCGGACAGAAAAGGCGUCGCGGAUUUCUUGCAAGAAGUGACGUCAAAGAAGGACCAACAACAAUACUGGGUGCGAAGAGAUGAGCCGUACAGGUUUAUAACCUCAAAGGAAUUCGCAGAAGCAUACCAGUCUUUCCAUGUCGGGAGAAAAUUAGCAGAGGAGCUAUCAGUCCCGUUUGACAAGACCAAAAGCCACCCCGCCGCUUUAACCAAGGAAAAAUUCGGGAUUGGAAAACGGGAGCUUCUCAAAGUCUGCACUGAGAGAGAGUAUUUGCUGAUGAAGAGAAAUUCCUUCGCUUACUACUUCAAAUUCUUCCAACUCGUCAUCAUAGCUUUGAUCACAAUGACUCUGUUCUUCAGGACUAAGUUGAACAAAGACGAUUUGGUGAACGGAGGACUCUACAGCGGCGCUUUGUUUUUCGGAGUUAUUAUGAUUAUGUUUAAUGGAAUGUCUGAGGUUCCUAUGACAAUUUAUAAGCUGCCAGUGUUUUACAAGCAGAGGGAUCUCCUGUUUUUCCCUUCCUGGGCUUAUGCUCUUCCAUCCUGGAUCCUUAAAAUCCCCAUCACAUUGGUUGAAGUCGGUCUUUGGGUGUUCAUCACUUACUAUGUCAUCGGGUUCGAUCCAAACAUUGGCAGAUUGUUCAAGCAAUACUUGCUGCUCAUCAUGGUGAACCAGAUGGCUUCGGGUUUGUUCCGCUUCAUUUCAUCCGUUGGUCGAACCAUGGGAGUUGCCAUGACAUUCGGGGCCUUCUCGGUGCUUCUCCAGGUCGCAUUGGGUGGAUUUGUCCUCGCACGAAAUGAUGUGAAGAAAUGGUGGAUUUGGAUGUACUGGUCAUCCCCAUUGAUGUAUUCUCAGAAUGCUAUUCUUGUGAAUGAAUUUAAAGGACACAGCUGGGGAAAAGUAUGGAACACCACAACUGGAGAAAUUCUGGGAGAUGCAGUGGUGGAAUCUAGAGGAUACUUCGCGGAAUCGAAAUGGUACUGGAUUGGAUUUGGAGCACUCAUUGGAUUCACAGUUGUUUUCAACAUCAGCUAUGCUUUAGGCCUCCAUUUUCUUAACCCAUAUGGGAAGCCCCAAGCUACUUUACCAGAUGACGAUGAAAAUGAAAACGAUGCUGGGAGGCAAGGCGGAGAAAAUGCCACUUCUGAGAGCGCUGAGCCUAAGCAAAAAGGAAUGGUUCUUCCAUUUGAACCGCAUUCCCUUACCUUUGACAACAUUGUAUACUCCGUCGACAUGCCAGUGGAAAUGAAAGAGCAGGGUGCUACUGAGGAUAGGUUGGUGCUGUUGAAGGGUGUGAGUGGAGCCUUCAGGCCUGGGGUUCUCACAGCUUUGAUGGGUGUUAGUGGGGCUGGAAAAACAACGUUGAUGGACGUGUUGGCAGGGAGGAAAACGGGCGGAUACAUCGACGGGGACAUCAAAAUCUCGGGUUAUCCUAAGAAACAAGACACAUUUGCCAGGAUUUCAGGGUAUUGUGAGCAGAAUGACAUCCACUCUCCUUAUGUCACCGUUCACGAAUCCCUGGUUUACUCGGCCUGGCUUCGUUUGCCUGAUAGCGUCGAUGCCAAAACCAGAAUGAUGUUUGUGAAUGAAGUUAUGGAACUAGUUGAGCUGACACCAUUGAAAUCAGCUCUGGUUGGGCUUCCAGGAGUGAAUGGUCUCUCAACCGAGCAGCGCAAAAGGCUUACGAUUGCUGUCGAGUUGGUGGCAAACCCCUCUAUUAUCUUCAUGGAUGAGCCUACUUCUGGGCUUGAUGCCAGGGCUGCUGCUAUUGUCAUGAGAACUGUCAGGAACACUGUGGACACCGGAAGGACUGUUGUAUGCACCAUCCAUCAGCCUAGCAUUGACAUUUUUGAAGCUUUUGAUGAGUUAUUCUUGAUGAAAAGAGGAGGGCAAGAGAUUUAUGUUGGGCCAUUGGGACGCCAGUCUUGCCACUUGAUCAAGUACUUUGAGUCUAUUAACGGCGUGGCCAAAAUCAAGGAUGGCUACAACCCAGCAACCUGGAUGUUGGAAGUGACCACUUCAUCUCAAGAACUAGCAUUGGGCGUGGAUUUCACCGAUCAUUACAAAAACUCAGACCUUUGCAAGAGAAACAAAUCCUUGAUCACUGAACUAAGCACACCCCGUCCUGGUACCAAGGACUUAUACUUCCCUACCAAAUUCUCACAGAGUUUCUUCAGCCAAUGUCUCGCUUGCUUCUGGAAGCAACGCCUCUCCUACUGGCGCAACCCCGCUUACACCGCCGUCAGAUUCUUCUUCACAACCUUCAUCGCUCUCACUUUCGGCACCAUCUUCUGGAAACUCGGCAAAAAAACUGAAAAGAGACAAGAUCUGAUUAACGCUAUGGGAUCAAUGUACUCUGCUGUUCUGUUCCUGGGAGUGCAAAACUCGGCAUCGGUUCAACCCGUGGUGUCCGUGGAAAGAACUGUGUUUUACAGGGAAAAAGCCGCCGGGAUGUUUUCUGCGUUACCAUAUGCGUUUGCCCAGGUGGCGAUUGAAAUCCCGUAUGUGUUUGCCCAAUCUGCAGUUUAUGGUUUGAUUGUUUAUGCGAUGAUCGGAUUCGAAUGGGACGCCGGGAAAUUCUUCUGGUACUUGUUCGUUAUGUAUAUGACCUUAUUAUACUUCACCUUCUAUGGUAUGAUGUCUGUGGCCAUUACCCCCAACGAAAACGUCGCAUCCAUUGUCUCCGCUUUCUUCUAUGGCAUCUGGAACGUCUUCUCUGGCUUCAUGAUCCCAAGACCUAGGAUGCCUAUCUGGUGGAGAUGGUACUUCUGGGCAUGCCCCGUUUCAUGGACUUUGUACGGUUUGGUUGCCUCGCAAUUCGGAGACCUGGAGACUCCAGUCACUGACGCCAACCAAACUGUGAAGGAGCUGUUGGAUGAUUUCUUGGGGUUCAAACAUAGUUUCCUCGGAGUGGUCGCGGCCGUGUUGGUUGUUUUCCCUGUUAUGUUCGCUGUCACGUUCGCGUACGCCAUCAAGGUGUUGAACUUCCAGAAGAGAUAAAAACUGCAAGUUUGAGCGCACCUCAAUUAUAUAUAGUUGUACUAUGUAUAUGAUACGCCUUCAUCCUUAAGUUUAUUUUUAAUUUGCUCUUUAUGUAAUAUUUUGCUUUGAGAAUUUGCUUUUUUACCAUUCUUUUUUGUCCAAUUAAAUGUGUUGUAAGAAUUUCACUAUCAAUUUAAUAAUAUCUCCCUUUCAAACUA
Messenger RNA from Ipomoea triloba (trilobed morning glory), 4508 nucleotides. RefSeq names its product pleiotropic drug resistance protein 1-like. The record is from RefSeq and is a predicted model, not a curated record. Gene Ontology annotation, cellular component: membrane. The transcript has 16 exons. Bases 1 to 4308 code for a protein of 1435 amino acids. Gene Ontology annotation, molecular function: ABC-type transporter activity; ATP binding; ATP hydrolysis activity. NCBI's taxonomy places the organism in Eukaryota, Viridiplantae, Streptophyta, Magnoliopsida, Solanales, Convolvulaceae.